This is a messenger RNA of Sphaeramia orbicularis (orbiculate cardinalfish), 2857 nucleotides long. RefSeq names its product CD248 molecule, endosialin a (gene cd248a). The transcript has a single exon. Bases 246 to 2618 code for a protein of 790 amino acids. Gene Ontology annotation, cellular component: external side of plasma membrane; extracellular matrix. Gene Ontology annotation, biological process: cell migration. Lineage: Eukaryota; Metazoa; Chordata; Actinopteri; Kurtiformes; Apogonidae. Gene Ontology annotation, molecular function: calcium ion binding; extracellular matrix binding; extracellular matrix protein binding. The record is from RefSeq and is a predicted model, not a curated record.
CAUGCACUCAACUUCAGCACAGAUCUGUUUUAAAAGGCUGGAGUGAAGAGCACGGGCAGUGAAAAUUAAAAAGAAAAAAAAAAAAAAAAAAAAACAGGGUUCAAAUGAAGGAAUGAAGGGAGAAAAGUUCAGGUAGAUAGGAAAGACAAAAGACAAGAAACUAAAAGGAAAGGAGAUAAAAGUGUAGAAAAAGUCAGAGGUGAGAGACAACCAGGGAGUGGAGAGAUAAAUACAGUUUAAAGAGAAUGGGCUGCCUGGUGAGCAGUGCUGCUACUUUUUUCUCUGUAUCCUUGUUGGCUUUGCUUUUUGGAGUUUCCGGUGUUUUUAGCCAGGACCUGAGAGAGAGGGAUGCACUGUGCAAUGAAGAAGGCUGCUUUGUGGUUUACUUUCAACGCAAGACCUUUCUGGACUCAUGGAGGGCUUGCAAAGACAAAGGGGGCAACCUAGCAACCAUCAAACGGAAGGAUGACGCCAACAUCAUUGCCAGUCUUUUCUCCACCGUGGACCUGCGACACUCACGCACUAAAGUUCAAGUAUGGAUCGGACUCCAACGCCAACCACGCCAGUGCACAUCUACUCGUCCACUUCGGGGUUUCUCGUGGACUACAGGUGAUCAGGAUACAGACUAUACAAACUGGCAGAAAGAGGACUCCCCUAGUAGUUGUUCGGUACCACGCUGUGUGGUUAUGGGCUACAAUACUCAGGAACCGACUGAUAACUUUAAAUGGUUGGAUGGUUCCUGCUCGGUACCUGUUGAUGGGUACCUUUGCUACUACAACUACAGACAAAUGUGUCCUGCUUUGUUGAGUGAAGGUGCAGGAAAUGCCCUCUACACCACACCGUUUAACCUUCUAAGCACACUGCUGACUCACAUACCUUUCGGAUCAGUUGCUACCGUACCUUGUCCUUCAGGUACUAAGGAGGAACAGUCGGUUCUGUGUAUGUUAAAAGACGACGGUACAGCGGGGUGGUCAAGAGACCCCCCCCUCUGCUCCAGCCCUCCAGUACAGCACAACUGGUGUGAUGAAGGUAAUGGGGGAUGUGAGCAUUUCUGCAGACAGGCCGGUGGGCACUUUUACUGUGAAUGUGCCGGCGGUUACCACCUCGGAGAAGAUGGACAAAGUUGUGAACUGGUAGAUGUUUGUCAAGGGGCACCCUGUGAAUUUGAGUGUUUGCCCCUUUCGGACGGAUACCGUUGCGCCUGCCCUGAUGGAUACAUGCUUGCACCAGAUGAACGUGGCUGUUUGGAUGUAGAUGAGUGUCUUCAGAGUCCUUGUGAGCAGCUUUGCGUGAACGCUCCGGGGACCUUUGAAUGCCGAUGUCGGGAGGGCUAUCAUUUAGAUGAAGUGAGUGAAUGUGAGGAUAUAGAUGAGUGCAUAAAUGACCCCUGUGAGCAUGCUUGUGAAAACACACCGGGUUCUCAUAUAUGCCACUGCCAUCUGGGUUUCUCCCCGCUGCCGGAGGACCCCAGCCGAUGCCAAGACAUAGAUGAGUGCCAGAUCGCUGGGAUCUGUGAGCAGAUGUGUGCGAAUUAUGAGGGCGGUUUUGAGUGCUACUGUAAGGAAGGCUACGAGCUCAUGUCUGAUUUCUUUUCCUGUCGAAAGAUCGGCGAAGAGGAUGACCAGUCUGUUGUCACUCCUCCUUUUCUGUGGGUCACUCGCCAGCCCGGACCGGUCUGGGAUCCUGCGGACUAUGUCUGGAACCCGCAGGAGGACCACACUGACUGGACACCGGAGUUUGAGCAACCUCUGGACUGGCUUACUGACCCUCCCAGAGUUUUGGAUUCUGAUGUAAUUUGGGUCACCAGUGCCCCUCAGGAGGAACUACCCUUUGAUUCAGUUCUAAACCUUCCAACAGAGGCCACCACAGAAAAAGAAGAACAUGUAGGUAACCAAGAAGUAGACUGGUUGGAGUGGGGGCAGACACAUCCAGUUCAGACUGAACUGGAGACUUUUCCAACCACACUCCCUACUACAUCUCCAUCUACGACUAGCUUCACAACAGACUGGUAUGAUGCUGAAGUAGAGGACGAAGAGGAGGAGGAGGAGGAGACCACCACAGCUCUCCCUUUUCUUUCAACUUCUACAAUCUCUGAGGGAGCUUGGAAUUGGUGGGCUGAACUCAUCACUACGAGCCAGAAACCAGGAAAUCCAGCGGAUUCAGUCACGGACCUCCACAUUCCUACUGCAUCUAGCUACCACAAUGAGGCAGAGGAAGACCACUACCCCCUUAGGGAGACCUCCGAACUCCCAGAGGAGGAGUUGAGGGAAAUGGAAGAUAACUUUGAGGAGAUCACACAGUCCCAUGACCCAGCUGUUCCCACCAAAUUUACCCCUUCCCAGACCUCCCCGAAUGUGGGUGUAGCGAGCGGUGACAGUCUGGAUUCGGUCCAGAACAACAGGGAGGAGAAACAGAGCAGCACUUGGCUUCUGGUGGGCCUCCUGGUACCCAUCUGUAUUUUUGUCGUGGUGAUGGUGGCGCUAGGUAUCGUCUACUGUACCCGCUGUGCCGUCCAGCCACGCAACAAGAACGCCACUGACUGCUACCACUGGAUCUCUGGGGCUCAUGAUAAACAAGGAGUUCCUAACCCUUCAGCAGGGGUCAAGACCCAUGUUUAAACAGAGAGGAGAGGAAGUGACAUUUACAUAAAUAGUGUGUUUCAGAGGUAAGCAGGGGUGAGUAAUGAGCCUGGUAUGGGAUUUUUCCUUACCCUCUGUGAGUAUGGAAUGGCCCACACUUUGAACACAUUUGGAUUUUACUGUUGAAUAUCAAACAGACUGAGGUGGACAUGGGACACUGAAAACCACUGACCUCUUCUGGGACGGGGUUUGUUAUGUGGUAAAAAAAAAAAAAAAAA